GGGGUUCCGGUGCUAUGACACACAUCGGCGGGAUUUCGCAACAAAACUUCCCAUUCACGAUACUCUACCACUGAUCAGCGUUUGCACAACCUGCAAAGAUAGCCACAAUGGCCGACACCGUCGCGGAAGGAGUUGCCAAGCUCCAGCUCGACCCGGAGACGGGCGAGAUGGUGUCCAAGGGCGAGCUUAAGAAACGAAUGCAAAAGCGAGCCAAGAAGGCCUCCAAGGCGGCUGCGAAAGAGAGCCAGCCAAGCAAGCCAGAGACAAAAGCUGCUGCACCUCCUAAAUCGGCCGAACCCACCCUCGAUCCGGAUGCCAUGUUCAAGCAGGGCUUCCUCGCUGAAGUCUACAACUUGAGACCGUCGCCCAACGUCAGAACGAGAUUUCCUCCCGAACCCAAUGGCUAUCUCCAUCUCGGCCACGCCAAGGCCAUUGCGAUUAAUUUCGGCUUUGCGCGAUACCACGGCGGUGUGACUAUGCUUCGCUUCGACGACACGAACCCCGAUGCCGAGGAGGAGAAGUACUUUGAUGCGAUCGAGGAUAUAGUUCGCUGGCUUGGAUUCACUCCUCAUGAGAUUACCUACUCGAGUGACAACUUCCAGCGCUUAUAUGACCUUGCCGAGAAGUUGAUUCAGCAAGGCAAUGCCUACGUCUGCCACUGCGGUGAUGCUGAUCUUAAAUUGCAACGCGGAGGUGAAGAUGGCAAAUCGCCACGAUUCCACUGUGCCCACGCCUCCCAGGAUGUGGAAACCAACCUUACCAAAUUCCGCGAUAUGCGCGAUGGGAAAUACGAGCCACAGACAGCCUUCUUGCGGAUGCGGCAGCAGCUUCUCACCAACGGAAACCCUCAAAUGUGGGAUAUUGUCGCCUAUCGUAUCCCUAAGAACCGUACCCCUCAUAUCCGUACUGGCACGAAGUGGUGUAUCUAUCCAUCCUACGACUUUGCUCACUGUCUCUGCGAUAGCUUUGAGGGCAUCACUCACAGUCUUUGCACAACCGAGUUUGUUACUGCCCGUGAGAGUUACGAAUGGCUGAACAAGACUCUUGGUGUCUAUGAGCCGAUGCAGCGUGAAUAUGGCCGUUUGAAUGUUAGUGGUACUGUCAUGAGUAAACGAGUUCUGAGAGAACUUGUUGAAAAGGGGCAUGUGCGCGGCUGGGACGAUCCUCGUCUUUAUACCUUGAUUGGUAUUCGCCGGCGAGGUGUGCCUCCUGGUGCUAUCCUUUCUUUCAUCAACGAGCUAGGUGUGACCACGUCACUCAGCACCAUCCAGAUCACACGAUUCGAACAGUCGGUUCGCCGUUAUCUCGAAACAUCGGUCCCUCGCCUCAUGCUAGUCCUAGACCCUGUUCGCGUCGUGAUCCAAGACCUCGGCGAUUUGGACGGACAAGAGCUAGUCUUGCCAUUCUCACCCAAGCAGCCUGAAUUUGGCUCCUAUAAGUUGAAGAUGACGUCGACUGUUUAUAUCGACCAGUCCGAUUUCCGUGAAGUUUCUUCCAAGGAUUUCUUCCGCCUGUCGCCCGGUCAGACCGUUGGUUUGCUCCAGGUACCCCAUCCUAUUAAGGCGGUCUCUUUCUCCAAGGACCCGACUACCGGCAAGGUAACCGAGAUUCAAGCCGUCUUGGUGAAAGACGCUCCGAAGCCGAAAGCAUAUAUCCAGUGGGUUCCGGAAGGCUCUCGCAAGGUCACAGUCCGGGUUCACAACCCGCUCUUCAAGUCCGAAAACCCCAUGGCCGCGGAGGGUGGAUUCCUCAACGACAUCAAUCCCGACAGUGAGACGGUUUACCCUGAUGCACUUGUAAACGCUGGAUUUGAGGAGGUUCGCCGUCGUGCUCCUUGGCCGCAGGCUGAGGGCGAAAAGACCCAGUCUGGGCCAGAAGGCGUCCGGUUCCAAGCCAUGCGGGUUGCAUACUUUGCGAUGGACUCGGAUAGUACUGAAGACUCAGUUGUGCUUAACCGGAUUGUGGCUCUCAAGGAAGAUGCUAAGAAGGAAGCCACGAGCUAAAUCAAGCAGGAUUGAGUUUACGUUCUCUCAGAAGACCUGAAACGAGACGAAGUAUGAGAUUAGAGAUAAUGACGAGCCAUCCUGAUAUCCACGACUUUUGUCACUCAACCAACAACGCCUUCCCUCACUAAAGCAUCUCCGUACAGAUAGAUAUUGAGAGCAUCAACUGAGCCUGAUCAAGUCGGUCUGAAUGGGAGCGGCUGAAUGAAAGCAGCGGGCGACAUAUAACUUGGGGAACUAGAGUAUAGAACAGAGAGUACGGUAUACUACUCUCAGAGCACUUGUCAGGGUUAUAGAUAGCCGAGCCUGAUCCGCGAUAUUUGAUACAUCAAAAGGAGGCAACGUUAUUGAUUUGUCGCGCUUUGGAGCCAGAAUGACCACGACAUAAAUAGGCACGGUACAUUUCAUGAAUCAUGUUUUACUAAAGCUACUCGUCCCCCCUACAGUACAG
Aspergillus pseudotamarii is the source of this 2454-nucleotide messenger RNA. RefSeq names its product glutamine--tRNA ligase. The record is from RefSeq and is a predicted model, not a curated record. NCBI's taxonomy places the organism in Eukaryota, Fungi, Ascomycota, Eurotiomycetes, Eurotiales, Aspergillaceae. Gene Ontology annotation, biological process: translation; glutaminyl-tRNA aminoacylation. The transcript has 5 exons. Gene Ontology annotation, cellular component: cytoplasm; cytosol. Bases 108 to 2003 code for a protein of 631 amino acids. Gene Ontology annotation, molecular function: ATP binding; glutamine-tRNA ligase activity.